This is a messenger RNA of Poecilia latipinna (sailfin molly), 1417 nucleotides long. It is a transcript of the gene idh3g, whose product is annotated as isocitrate dehydrogenase (NAD(+)) 3 non-catalytic subunit gamma. The record is from RefSeq and is a predicted model, not a curated record. The transcript is spliced from 13 exons. Gene Ontology annotation, biological process: isocitrate metabolic process; tricarboxylic acid cycle. Gene Ontology annotation, cellular component: mitochondrion. Gene Ontology annotation, molecular function: magnesium ion binding; oxidoreductase activity, acting on the CH-OH group of donors, NAD or NADP as acceptor; NAD binding. The coding region runs from base 34 to 1224 and encodes 396 amino acids. Lineage: Eukaryota; Metazoa; Chordata; Actinopteri; Cyprinodontiformes; Poeciliidae.
CUCGCACGCGACGGCUGCUUCCUCAUAAUCAAGAUGGCUGCUCACAGUGCUGUGCUUUCUGUCUCUAGGAUUAUAAAUCCUCUCUGGGGUCGACACUUGGGAAAUACAGUUAAAGUAUUUGGAACAACUUUAACAAGUCACCGGACUAAAACACUUCAUGUUAGCGACAACAUCCCGCCUCCUGCAAAGUACGGAGGUCGACACACCGUGACGCUGAUACCCGGGGAUGGAAUCGGUCCAGAGCUUCUGAGUCACGUUAGAGAGGUUUUCAGGUUCAGCUGUGUGCCUGUGGACUUUGAGGUGGUGCAUGUCAACUCAGCGCUGGAGGCCGAGGACGAUAUCGAUAACGCCAUUACCGCCAUCCGCCGAAAUGGAGUUGCUCUUAAGGGUAACAUAGAGACCAAACAUACCAUGCCGCCAUCUGUGAAAUCCAGAAAUAAUCUCCUACGCACAAGCUUGGAUCUGUAUGCCAACGUGAUGCACUGCCAGUCCCUCCCUGGAGUCCAAACUCGGCACAAGAACAUCGACAUCAUGAUCAUUAGGGAGAACACAGAAGGGGAAUACAGCAGUCUGGAGCACGAGAGUGUGUCGGGGGUAGUGGAGUGUCUGAAGAUCAUCACUAGGACCAAUUCCCUCCGGAUUGCCGAGUAUGCGUUUCAACUGGCUCGGGAGAAGGGUCGCCGCAGGGUCACUGCAGUGCAUAAAGCCAAUAUCAUGAAGCUUGGAGACGGCUUGUUUCUGCAGUGCUGCAGGGAAGUGGCCUCUGGAUACCCUGACAUCACUUUCGACAGCAUGAUCGUGGAUAACACCACCAUGCAGCUUGUGUCCAAACCCCAACAGUUUGACGUGAUGGUGAUGCCUAAUCUGUAUGGGAACGUUGUCAGCAACGUGUGCGCCGGCCUGGUGGGAGGGCCUGGCCUUGUGCCUGGUGCUAAUUAUGGUCGGGCCUACGCCGUGUUUGAAACGGCUACAAGGAACACAGGGAAAAGUGUUGCAGGGAAAAACAUUGCUAACCCCACUGCUAUGCUGCUGGCCAGUUGCAUGAUGCUGGACCACCUCAAGCUUUACGACUAUGCCAACUUGAUAAGGAAUGCAGUACUCACCACAAUGAAUGAAACUAGGUUGCACACAGCGGAUCUGGGGGGUCAGGGCACCACAUCCGAGGUGGUCCAAUCCGUCAUGAGGGUCAUCCAGAGCAAAGGACAGCUCACUGCAGACAUCUAAUGGGUCUCUGUCGACGCUGCUUCAGCAGUGUGGAAUCAUGGGUAUGGAGCCGAGCAGCCUGUACAAUAUGAAAAACAGGACUUACAAGCAUUUCUGUUCAAAUCCCUUAACAGUUAAAAAAAAAAAAAAAAAAUCACGAGUAAAGAAAAUACAGUAUCACUCCUGUCGGAUAAUAAAAACUACUGUAUUUUUU